AUGAACCUCCGCCGCCCGCCUCUCACAGCUAAGAGUCAUGCAGCUGGACAUUCUACAGCCAGCUGGACAUUCUACAGCCAGCUGGACAUUCUCAUGCCCACCUGUCCUCUGCUCUACGCUCAAACCCACCAUUCCUGUCCCACUCCUCCCAUUUCGCGCCCACAGAUGAACCUUCGCCGUCGCCUCGCACAGCUCAAGGUGAUGCAGCCCCAGCUGGACAUGCUGCAGAGCCAGCUGUCCAUCCUCGUGCCCACCUUCCCCUGCCCCAAGGAGGAGCGUGUGGGCGUGUGGGCGGACGGCCGCAAGUGGCUUUGCAACAUGAAGACAUUUCUACCAGAUAACCCCGUAGUGUACAGGCGGGGAAUACUCAUUCGAAGAGGACAUGUUCUUCAAGUUCCCCCUCACACGUCCGCUCACCUUCGACCCAUUCCUCACGGCCUCCCUCGCCUCCUCCCUGCAAGCCCUCUCCUUCCUUUGCUUUCCUCCCCCUCCCCCUCCUCCCCCCGUCGCAGCAUAGGGUCAGGCGGAGAGUACUCCUUUGAAAAGGACAUCUUCUUCAAGUUCCCCCUCACGCGUCCGCUCACCUUCGACCCAUUCCUCGACCCCUCCCUCUCCUCCUCCAUGCAAGCCCUCUCCUUCCUCCGCCUCCUCCCCAUCGGCCUCGCCGGGGCCGGGGUGAUCGAGAGAGCGAGAGUGGACCGACCGGGAGUGCAGUUCAUGACUGUGGGGGAGGUCAUGGCUGCGAAUAAUCACUCCUAUGUGGAUGUUCUGAAGGUGGAUUGCGAUGGGUGUGAGGAGGGGUUGGUUUAUGAUAUUAAGCCAGGAAGGAGGGAGGGUGGGGGGGAAGGGGUGGGGGAUGGGAGUGGAGGAGGAGGGAGAGGAGAAGGGGGAGGAGGAGGGGAAGGGAGGGAGGAGGAGUUGUUGGAGGAGUUUAGCCGAGUGAAGCCGUUUGGGGACCCGGCGAUUGGUCAGAUACUCAUUGACUUGCACCACCUCUACAACCCCACAAUCACCCUCCCCAUGGUAUACCACCUGGAGAGCGUGGGCUAUCUGCUGUACCACGUGGAGCCCAACGCCCAUGUGGGGCAGGCUUUUCACGCGUCCCCGCAGGCCCUGGGCACUCUCACGCUCGUGCGCGCGCUCGUGCAGGCCUUAACCUGCCCGCUCGCCCCAUGGCUGGCGCACUGGAUGGCCCGUGUGAAAGUGAUUGCAGUGGGCGCGUUCACAUGGGCCAUCGCCACUCUGGGGGUUGGCAUCGCCACCAACUACUAUGAGGUGGCGGCAAGGCAGGGCCUCAACGGGGUGGGCCUAGCGCUGGUCAUCCCGGCCAUCCAGUCGCUAGUGGCGGAUUCAGCCAGCAACAGCACGAGGGGCAUGGCGUUCGGCUGGCUGCAGUUCGUCACCAACUUUGGCAACAUCCUCGGCUUCACCCUCGGCAUCUCCCUCGCCUGCUACACCUUCUUUGGGCUAGCCGGCUGGCGCAUGGCUUUCAUUAUCGUGACGGUUGUCAGCCUGGGUUUGGCGGCCGUGCUGUGGCUCUUCGCACACGACCCCCCUCCCACCACAGUCAAGUCAGUCGACGCGUUGGCUGCUCUUGCCGAUGAGCCCGGCGCACAAGAGGAGCGCACUGUAGAACCGUUGCUGUCUGAAGACCACAGCCUACACUUGAAGCAACAGCAGCAGCAUCACCAGCACCAGCAGGAGCAGGUGCAGCAGCAGCAACAGUCUCAAGUCAACGAAUCAACCCCACUCCACUCCACCUCCUCCCACCACCGCAUCUCCGCCUCCUCCCCAUCCCACUCUCCGCACUCCCAUCCCCACCCCUCCCCACUCCCUCCCACCCCUCUCUCCUCCCCUCACUCCUCCACCUUCCUCUCAGACGUGCUUAAAGUCCUCCGAAUCCGAACCUUCCAGCUGAUCAUAGCCCAGGGGGUCGUGGGCUCAUUCCCCUGGGCAGCAGGCGCAUUCUUCCCCAUGUGGUUCGAGCUCCUAGGCUUCUCCCAUGCCUCCACUGCUGUUCUGCUCUCCGUUUUCACUGUCGCGUGCAGCUUGGGGGGGCUGUUUGGCGGGUGGUUUGGGGAUGUGAUGGCACGGAGGUGGCCGGAUGGGGGAAGGCUGGUGUGUGCGCAGAUCAGUGCUGGGUCGGCGGUGCUGCUGUCGACGGUGCUGCUGAGAGUAGUGCCGCAUUCGCCUGAUUAUUUUGGGGUGUACAUUAUGGUGUUAACCCUCAUGGGGUUUCUUAUCUCAUGGAAUGCCGCGGGCACCAACAACCCCAUAUUCGCAGAGAUUGUCCCCGAGAGACUCCGCACGGACAUAUACGCCCUCGACCGAACCUUUGAAAUGUCCAUAGCAGCCUUUGCCCCCCCCACUGAUCGGGACCGCGUGCGGGCCGAAGCUGCGGCUGAGGCUCGGGAAGAGAGGAGGCCAGGUGGAGGUGAGGAAGGUAGUGGAGAGGGUAGGUGUUAA
Messenger RNA from Closterium sp. Naga37s-1, 2466 nucleotides. Lineage: Eukaryota; Viridiplantae; Streptophyta; Zygnematophyceae; Desmidiales; Closteriaceae. The record is from the annotation of a GenBank genome assembly.